AUGAAAGACGAUACGGAGCUUGGUCAAUCAGAGCCCGUCGCUGCGAACGGCUUGCUCGAAGCCCUAGGCUAUGAGCCUGAGCUCACCAGGAACCGUUCAACUCUUCAGGUAGCCUUCAUGUCCUUCGUUCUCGCAUCCAUCCCUUAUGGAUUAGCUACCACUUUCAUAUAUCCCCUCGUGGGAGGUGGCCCUGUGAAUAUCAUUUGGGGCUGGUUGAUUGUUUCAAUAAUUAUCCUCUGUGUUGCACUAUCUCUUGGUGAGAUUACUUCUGUAUAUCCCACCGCUGGUGGCGUCUACUACCAGUCCUUCAUGCUGUCUCCACCAUCCUGUCGCCGAAUUAUUGCCUGGAUCUGUGGCUGGGCAUAUGUGGUAGGAAACGUCAUGAUAACUCUUGCUGUGAAUUUUGGCUCAGCCCAAUUUCUCAUUGCUUGCGUGAACGUUUUUGAGGUUUCACCUGGAGUCGGGGUUUUUGAAGCUACAGCAUACCAGACAUUCCUGAUCUUCCUGGCCAUUACCCUUCUAUGCAAUGCAGUCUCCUCCAUGGCGAACAAGUGGUUACCUUAUAUUGACACAUUUGCCAUCUUUUGGACUUUCGCUGGAGUCCUCGCUGUUGUCAUCUGCACCUUGGUCGUUGCCAAGAACGGUAGACACGAUGCUGAAUAUGUGUUUGGAAACUUUGAACCUCAAUCAGGCUGGCCCGUUGGGUGGUCCUUCUGUGUUGGCCUUCUACAGGCUGCGUAUACAACAUCCUCGACCGGAAUGGUUAUCUCCAUGUGUGAGGAAGUCCAACAUCCAUCGAAGCAAGUACCAAAAGCCAUUGUUGGUACUGUCAUCUUGAAUACCCUCGCUGGAUUCCUAUUCCUCAUUCCCCUGGUAUUUGUACUCCCCGACAGCCAAGAAUUGAUUGCCCUUGUGUCAGGUCAGCCAGUCCCAACUAUUAUGAAAUCUGCUGUUGGUAACUCGACGGGCGCAUUUCUCCUCUUGCUGCCCCUGAUUGUUCUUGCCCUCAUUUGCGGUAUUGGAUGUACAACUACAGUUUCGCGAUCUAUUUGGGCAUUUGCACGAGAUGGCGGUAUUCCAUACUCUAGCAAGUGGAGGCAAGUGAACAAAAGCCUAGACGUUCCCUUCAAUGCUAUGAUGCUAGGUAUGGUAGUGGAGAUUGCUCUUGGACUGAUCUAUUUUGGCUCCACCACUGCUUUCAACGCCUUCUCUGGGGUAGGCGUCAUUACCUUGACCGUCAGCUACGCAUGCCCCAUAGCAGUGUCCUUCAUGGGUGGCCGUAAGCAGAUCAAGCAUGGCGACUUUGAUCUGGGCAAAUUAGGAGCGGUGUGCAAUGUCGUAGCCUUAGCUUGGAGCGUACUGGCUGUUCCCCUAUUCUGCAUGCCCUCUGCGAUUCCAGUCACCGCAGAAACCGUCAACUAUGCCCCCGUGGUCUUCGUCGCAUUUAUCCUUAUUGCUACCGUUUGGUACUGGGCCUGGGGAUACAGGAAAUACGUUGGACCACCCACAGUCAAUGACGCCGUGAUUGAUAUUCGUUUCUCGCGCGAGUAA
Molecule: messenger RNA, 1551 nt
Organism: Penicillium brasilianum
Lineage: Eukaryota; Fungi; Ascomycota; Eurotiomycetes; Eurotiales; Aspergillaceae
Source: the annotation of a GenBank genome assembly